GACCCACGAUUAUCAGCUUUAAUUUUCGACAAGCUUCAAGUGCCUGACUAUUUACAGAAAAACAGGAAUGAAGGAGAGAGCAGAUGUGAAACUUGUGCCACUCACUUGAAUCAGCUGAAGCAGGAAGCCAUUCAGAUGACGCACACCCUCACUCAAGCCAGCUACCCAGAGAUGCCCGACCUCCCGCCCAGCGCCGGCGCGGUGGCCAGCAUGGUACCCAGGAUGGUCACAGUCUCUUCUCAAAGAGACCUGCCGCUCAUUGCUGGGCAGGUGGGCAGGCAGCCUGGAAAGCCGCCGAAUCUCUUCUCUGGAGCAGAGAGGAAGAAGGGACUUGGGUGGUCUCAAGGUGCGGGCAGUUUUCCAAACUCCAGCGUUCAAGUGACGGUGGCCCCCAGCGGUCUCAGCGGUGCUCUGAGCUCGGUCACCAUCCAAGCUCAGCAGUACCUCGAGGGCAUGUGGAGUAUCUCCAGGGUGAACAGCUUCCUGCCUCAGGCUUGUCUAGUAAGUAAAACAGCACCAGAAAGUGGCCGGGAUGGUCCUAAUGUUCAGAUGGGCUCAGGGCAUAACAACUCCGACCCCGUGGGAGCAGGCGGCUCGGCAGCUUCCCAGAGCCUGGUUGCCCCAGCCGGAGUCUCGGCAGGUACCUCAGCUGCAGCUUCGUUCUUCAUAAGAGCAGCACAGAAGCUUAACCUGUCUUCGAAGAGAAAGAAAUACCAUCCGCCCCUGCCACACACACACGACUUCUCUAUUUAUGCUACUAACUUUAGUGGCAUCCUGCAGCUCUGUCCUCCCCCAGCACCACCAUGCCUUCUGAGAGCUGUGUCCAAAAUCAAGGACAACCCUGGCAUUGGAAAGGUGAAAGUGAUGGUGAGGAUUUGUCCCUCUCAAGGAGCACAUGAAACAUCUGAAUCCAUGUCCUUUCUAAAGGUAGACCCACGAAAAAAGCAAAUCACGUUUUAUGAUCCAGCAGCAAGUGGGCCUUCCAAUGCAGGUCAUAGAAGAGGCGUUGUUGCUGUCCCAAAGAUGUUUGCCUUUGAUGCUGUUUUCCCCCAGGAUGCUUCGCAGGCUGAGGUAUGCUCUGGAACAGUAGCAGAAGUAAUCCAGUCUGUUGUGAAUGGUGCAGAUGGUUGCAUAUUUUGCUUCGGUCAUGUCAAGCUUGGAAAAUCUUUUACGAUGAUUGGGAAAGAUAAUUCCACACAAAGCCUUGGUAUCAUCCCCUGUGCGAUUUCUUGGCUCUUCAAAUUAAUCAAUGAACGUAAAGAAAAAACUGGGACUCGUUUCUCCAUUAGAGUAUCUGCUGUGGAGAUCAGUGGCAAAGAUGAAAACCUUAAGGAUUUGUUAGCUGAAGUAGCCACUGGCAGCCUUCAGGAUGGCCAGUCUCCCGGGGUUUAUCUGAGAGAAGAUCCGAUAUGUGGAACCCAGCUUCAAAACCAAAGUGAGCUAAGGGCUCCGACAGCAGAGAAAGCUGCCUUUUUCCUUGAUGCUGCAAUUGCUGCCAGAAGUACCAGCAAGCCUGAAUGUGAGGAAGAAGAUAGGAGGAAUUCGCAUAUGCUCUUUACUCUUCACAUCUACCAGUAUCGCAUGGAGAAGAGUGGCAAAGGAGGAAUGUCUGGAGGACGCAGCCGUUUGCAUCUCAUUGAUCUAGGGAGCUGUGAAAAAGUGCUGAGCAAGAGCCGAGAUGGAGGAGGCUCUCUGUGUCUGUCUCUCUCUGCCCUGGGCAAUGUAAUUUUGGCCUUAAUUAAUGGUGCUAAGCAUGUGCCAUAUAAGGACAACAAGUUGACGAUGCUUUUGAGGGAAUCACUUGGCAACAUCAACUGCAGAACUACUAUGAUUGCACAUAUUUCUGACUCCCCAGCCAAUUACGCAGAAACUCUUACCACCAUUCAGCUUGCAUCGCGAAUCCACCGAAUGAGAAAGAAGAAAUCCAAGUAUGCAUCCAGCUCGUCUGGAGGAGAGAGUUCAUGUGAAGAAGGACAUGUCCGAAGACCACCCCAUUUGCGACCAUUCCACCCACGAACUGUUGCCCUUGACCCUGACCUUCCUGUCCUGAGUAUAUCUAGUGAUCCUGAUUAUUCCUCCAGCAGCGAACAGUCUUGUGAUACUGUCAUCUAUGUUGGUCCCAAUGGUGCAGCUUUGUCUGACAGGGAAUUGACAGAUAAUGAAGGUCCUCCAGAGUUUGUUCCCAUAAUCCCAUCCCUAAACAAGAAGAGAAGUAAAGACAAUUCUGCUAUUGGUAGGAGUUCUGACAAGGACCAUUUUAAAUGCAACACUUUUGCUGAACUGCAAGAAAGGUUAGAGUGCAUUGAUGGAAGUGAGGAACCCAUCAAAUUGGCUUGUGGAGAAAUCUCUCUUGUGUCCAAUUGUAGUCCAGUCCCUGGAGCUACAGAAAAUGCACAGUCUAAGCUGAUAAAGGAAAAAAUAUCUUCUCCUUCUGGAGGAUUUAAGAAACCAGUUCCACAAGGUACUGUGUCUCCCAAAAAAGGGCAUAACCUUCCUUUCCAAGCUGUUGCACCAAGGGGUAGCAAUGGCAAUUUUCAUGAAAAGAGCACACCUCACUUGAAAACAGAGCUCUCCAAGCCACAGAGCAGAGCUGAAGACAAAAUAAUAGACUUGAUACUGGAGUUGGAGGGAGAGAGAGAGACAAUCACCGAUUCCCUGCAAUCUUCAAGGUGUAGCCCUUCAAGGAAUCCAGAGCAGAAUAAGGCCACAGCUGAAUGUGUGAUUAAGGAAAAGUCCUUGUAUGUGAAGAGACCCUUGCCAAGCCCAGCACCUCCACCUCCACAGCAGAAAGAGCAUGUACUGAGCUCCAAAGCUGAGAAUUUGGAGCUCGACAAUAGCAAUGCAGUUCGGACUCCUCCUGUGGGAAUGAGCAAGCAGAUGGGAAACAAACCUGAGCAAAACCCUGUAGGAAGCACAUUCCUAGUUGGUAGCAACACCCAGAAUCAGUCAGGUGCAAUAGAGGUACACAGCUUCAGGUCAGCGUUCAGAGGGAAAUGUUUUGAUCGGGAUAUACUAACCACCACGGUGACUUUGCAGCAACCUGUUGAGCUGAAUGGAGAGGAUGAGCUUGUUUUCACCGUGGUGGAAGAACUAUCCAUUAGUGGCAUUAUGGAUAAUGGAAGACCUUCCAGUAUCAUUAGCUUUAACAGCGACUGCUCCCUUCAGGCCCUUGCAUCAGGUUCGAGGCCGGUCAGUAUUAUUAGCAGCAUAAAUGAUGAGUUUGAUGCUUAUACCUCACAGGAGACUUCUACUGGUGUAAAUAUUGAUAUUGUUGUGCCCUUUGCUAAGGAUCCCUUUACCAGCAGCAGACGUUCCUCCAUCAGUUCGUGGCUUAGUGAAGUCAGCAUCUGUACAAUCGAAAGUGAUGGAGCCCAGUCUAGUGACAGUUUUGUCGCACAGUCAUCUUACAGCUGUAGUAAGUCCGAGGAGCCCUUCAACUUGGAUUCAUCCCAUUUAUCCGUCCCCCUGAAAAGCGCUCUGAAUGACAGUGGAUUUUGCUUCUCUGAACUGGAGAGUGAGAGCCUGAGUUCCAGCAAGCUGUCGUCAGGCAUCAGCAGAAGCCCUCAAACCUCUGAAACUACCAAAGCAGCUCAGAUAAAAAGUGCUUUUUGUGUCACUGAUCAGCCUGUAAAAAUAAAAUUUAGUAACUCUUGUGAGACGCCUGUGAUAGAAACAAUACAUUCUAGUCUUCCUAGGAAAACAAAAACUACCUCGUCUCCAAUCCACAAUAAUACUGUCCUCAGCUAUAAAGAGCUGCAGAACCCACAUGGUAUAUUUGAAGAUCCCUGGUUGUUGCGCACCGAUUAUCAGCUGGAAGCAAAACCUGCAGACUCGCUGCUGUCUCCAAAAUCUCACACAUUUGGUACUGAGAAGCAGCCAGGAAAACCUGCCCAGUAUUUUGGUGCAGCAUCCAGGCCAACGAAGUCGCAGACUAUGCUCGCCUGUUCGCAGAGGGUUGUGGAUGGUUGUGAAAUGGCCUGCAAAUCCUCAAGCGGAGCUGCAAAGAAGUCAGAAGUUGUGAUGAAGAUGCCACAGCUGAAGAGAGGAGCCACCACGCUGGGAGUGAUGCCAGUGUCACAUGCUAACAGUACUUUGUCGGAGGCUGUGACCCGAGGGAAUUCAGAUGCUUCUUUGGCCACUGGCAGCUUGAAAUCAUCACUGGGAAAGAAGAGUGCACCACAGAAAUCGACCAUGUUGCCCAGGCCAGGUGGGCCGACACCUCCAACACCUCCUGUACGCAAAUCGAGCCUGGAGCAGAAACCUGUUGGUCUGGGUAAUGGUGGGGGAAAAGCCUCCGGCUUGGACUUUGCCAGAGCUGCCACGCCAAAGGCCGAAGACGAAACAGAUUUCCGGUUGAAAGCUGGGUCUUACUUUAGUGAAAGUGCCACCAGCAAAAUGAACCUGAAAGGCGACCACUCUUUGCCCAAGAUGACGUCCAGCUUAAAGGUGAAGGCAUCGAAGAGUGAAGCCGUGCACCGUUACGGGAGCCACAUGUCCCUGGAGAGGUGUGACAGCCUGACGUCAGUCGGAUCCAAAGCAAGUGUGGCGAGGGAGAAUGGGAGCACCAGCAACAGCCGGGCAGGGCGCUCCGUCCCCAGGCUGGGGGUCCCCCCUGUUGCCUCUGGUGUGGGUUUACCACCGCCCUUCACUACCCCUGUGCCCAGUAAAAACAGCCAGGCAAAACCCACAGCUAACCAGAAGGUGCAAGCUAACGGGAACAAAAACCGGGGCCUCUCCACCAGCGGGUCGAAGUCUCUCAGUUCCUCUGUGAAGUCCUUGGCACAGCCUGCGGUGAAGGGCUCUGGCAUGGCCCCCAGCGGGAAGGUGGCCCCCCGCUCCAUGCAGCCUGUCAGUGGCAAACCUGGCCGAGGGACCAUCAUGGGGACCAAGCAGGCCAUGAGGGCAGCCAACAGCCGUGUGAACGAGCUGGUGUCAGGUGGCUCUGCCAAGACGGGCCACUUCCGAGGCUCCACUGACUCCGACAGUGGCAACGACAGCGGCAUUAACCUCAGUGAUGAGAAGUCGCAAAUCCCGGUGCUGCCAUCUCCAUACAGUAAGAUAACGGCGCCGCGGCGGCCUCAGCGGUACAGCAGCGGGCAUGGCAGCGACAACAGCAGCGUCCUAAGCGGGGAGCUGCCACCAGCCAUGGGGAGGACGGCUCUGUUUUAUCACAGCGGCGGCAGCAGCGGCUAUGAGAGCAUGAUUCGGGACAGCGAGGCCACUGGCAGUGCCUCCUCAGCACACGACUCUAUGAGCGAAAGCGGGAUGUCAUCGCCAGGCCGGAUGAGGAGCCUCAAGUCCCCCAAGAAACGAUCAACAGGUCUCCAGCGCCGUAGACUUAUUCCUGCUCCAUUGCCAGAUGCUGCCUCCCUCGGAAGAAAACCCAGCGUCACUGGCCAGUGGGUUGAUCUACCACCUUUGCCAGGCACUUUAAAAGAGCCAUUUGAAAUUAAAGUUUAUGAGAUAGAUGAUGUGGAACGAUUACAGCGACACAGACAAGAAGAAACUGAGCCUUUCCAGGAUGUUGAGAAGGGUCUGAUGUAUUUCCAUACCAAGCUGAAGAUACUAGAAAGGCGCCAGCAGCGAAUCAGAGAAGUAAAGGCGAAGCAUGAUUUUUUGAAGGAAGAGUUGGAAGAGACAAAGUGCAGGUUGAUGAUGGAUCCAAAUAAGUGGAAAGAUGACUUUGAAGUGGAUUCUGAUCUCGAUAAGGAGUCACAGGAGUACCUGGAGGCACUGGAACAAGUGACAGAGGAACUGGAGCAGUGUGUUAAUCUGUGCAAGUCACAUAUCAUGAUAGUGACGUGUUUUGAUAUUGGAAUAACAGAUGCACAAGAUGGAGUAAGGGAAGUGGAGGUUUGAAGAGAGGUUUUUCAAGUGACUGAAGGAAGUGAAGCUGGAUCGUCCGACAUGAAGAAGUAAAGAGAUUAAGUAGCUGGGAAGUGAAGGAGGAAAGGUGAAGCCUAAAAAGCAACAAUGAAUGUUGUAAGAGAAAGAAACAGCUGAGGGAUGGGAAUGUUCAUAAAUCAUUUGGUGCCUCAACGUGACCUGAACUGUACAAAGAUAAAAGUAGGAUCAAGUAUUGCUUCUGCCAGAGGGAAGCGAAGUGUAGUACAAACCAAGAUGUUAAUUAACAAACAAACAAACAUACAAUGGAAGUGCCUUUAAAGUUAAUUUGAUUUUCAUUUUUGUAUUUGGUGCUAGAAUUAAAGCCAGCAAACCUAAGGAGAC
Molecule: messenger RNA, 6228 nt
Organism: Phaethon lepturus (White-tailed tropicbird)
Lineage: Eukaryota; Metazoa; Chordata; Aves; Phaethontiformes; Phaethontidae
Gene: KIF26A
Product: kinesin family member 26A
Exons: 14
Biological process (GO): microtubule-based movement
Molecular function (GO): microtubule motor activity; ATP binding; microtubule binding
Source: RefSeq, a predicted model, not a curated record